Molecule: messenger RNA, 2388 nt
Organism: Penicillium argentinense
Lineage: Eukaryota; Fungi; Ascomycota; Eurotiomycetes; Eurotiales; Aspergillaceae
Product: putative glutaminase
Exons: 4
Coding region: 1-2388 (795 amino acids)
Source: RefSeq, a predicted model, not a curated record
AUGCAGCUAUCCCUCGCAGUUCUGGCUGCGGCCGUUACACAGGCGGCCGUGACCACUGCCUCCUCCUUAACACCGCCCGUCCUGCCACUGAUCGUCCGGAACCCCUACCUGAGUACCUGGCUGGGGAACGCCCGGGAAGCACCAUGGGCCAAAUGGCCCAUGUUCUAUACGGGUGAGGAGGUUGGCCUCUCGUUGAUGGCCCAUCUUCCAAGUAAGGGAGCAGCCUAUCCUCUCGUCGGUAAGCCGCACGAGUCCCUGCCUUCGGACUCUGUACAGUACCCCGAUUACCUGGGACAUAACUACGAUGCCUCGACGACCAACUUCACCUAUCGCAUUGACACCGGCUCCUCUACUCCUCUGGAUAUUACCGUCUCCUUCCUCUCACCCAUCACACCGACCUCGACUCUGCGACAGUCGAUUCCGGCCUCCUACGUCACAUUCGACGUACAAGGAGAGACGGAUGUAAAUGUGUAUAUGGAUAUAGAUGCUCGCUGGGUGAGCGGAGACCAUGGAAGCAAAGUCAAGUGGGAAUGGAAUGCCCUUGAUGUCAAUGACAAGACAAGCAAGAAGCCGAACCUUCAAAGCUGGCAGAUCCGGAGGGAGAAUGAGCUCCACUUGUCAGAGAUUCGCGACCGCGCUGAAUGGGAGGCUGCCAAGGUCAGGAAGAGUUUUGCGAAGACUGGUUCCUUGACCAACGAGAAUGACAAUGACUUCCGAUCUAUCAAUGACCGGUCGCCCGUCUUUUCCUUCUCCAAGUCCUUCAACCUCAGUCGAUCCCCCGGGAAGACUUCUGACAGCGUCACGUUCACUGUCGCUCUUAUUCAACGCCCAGUUGUGCAAUAUGCAUCCGCUCGCGGCCUGACUCUGAUGCGACCCCUCUGGGAGUCUUGGUUCACCACCACCGAAGAGCUCUUGAACUUCCAUUACAAUGACCAUGUUGCGGCUGGAUCUCUGGCCUCCAACUACUCUGCACAACUGGCCAAGGAUGCCUACCUCUCAGGUGCUGAGGACUACGUUGACAUCGUUGCUCUUUCUGCCCGCCAAGUCAUGGGCGCAACAACCUUUUCGGGCACACCGGAUAACCCCAUCCUGUUCCUGAAGGAGAUCUCUUCGAAUGGAAACUUCCAAACCAUUGAUGUCAUUUUCCCAGCCUUCCCCUUCUUCCUGUACACCAACCCUCGAUGGCUGGCGUAUCUGCUCGAGCCGCUGAUUGAGCACAUGCUGAGUGGACAAUACCCUAACACCUAUGCCAUGCACGACCUGGGCACCCACUUCCCCAAUGCUACUGGCCACCCCGAUGGGAAGGACGAGUACAUGCCGGUUGAGGAGUGCGGUAACAUCCUGAUCAUGGGUCUGGCAAUUGCCAACUCGCUACAGUACCAGGAUGCAUCUGCUGCCUCAUCCAUGUGGUCUGCCCAGGGAUCGAACUCUUGGACCGCCUCGAGCGAUUCAGACUCGUUGUUCCCGCUCACCGAUCUCCAGGCGUUCUCUGGAAUUGCUCACCAGGACGGUAAAUGGGGCGGAGGCAUUCAGGGCGAAAACCUGGCCAAGAAAUGGGUGGACCGAAGCUACAAGCUCUGGAAGCAGUGGACUGGCUAUCUGGUCGAGUUUUCUUUGGAGCCGGCAAACCAACUUUCCACGGACGACUUUGCUGGCUGGCUGGCACUCCAGACCAACCUUGCUCUGAAGGGUAUCAUUGGUAUCAACGCCAUGAGCAAGCUCGCCGAGUUGACUGGACAUGAUUCCGACGCCAAAUACUUCAAAGACACCGCCGACAAGUACAUCGCCAAGUGGGAAGAGUUCGGCAUGUCUCGCGACAAGACACACGCCAAACUCGCCUACGACUGGUACGGUUCCUGGACAACAAUCUACAACCUAUACGCCGACGCCCAACUCUGCUUCCACCUCGAGGGAACCAACCUCUCCACCAACACCUCCCCAGGCUUCGUCCCACGCCACAUCUACCAGAAACAAUCAGUCUGGUACCACUACGUCCGCCAGAAGUACGGUCUCCCCCUGGACAGCCGCCACCUCUACACGAAGACAGACUGGGAAUUCUUCUCGAUGGCCGUGGCCUCGAAGCCCGUUCGCUCGGAGAUUUUGGAAUCUGUCGCGCGCUGGGUCAACGAGACUGUCACGGAUCGACCCUUCACGGAUCUCCACAAGACAGAGGGCGAUGGGAAUUUCCCUGGUCCGAACUUCUUUGCGCGCCCUGUUAUCGGUGGUCAUUUUGCCUUCUUGGCGCUGGAGCGUGCUUGUGGUGGGAAGGCUAUGCCUGGGCUGUCUUUCUUGGAUGAUGUUGAUGAGAAGACUUUGGAGGAGUGGUCUGCGGAUGCGGAGGCCGCAGCCAAUGACAUCCGUCUGUCGAGACAUGGCCAUGAGCUGUAG